Messenger RNA from Cicer arietinum (chickpea), 1653 nucleotides. Its product is annotated as 26S proteasome regulatory subunit 8 homolog A-like. Gene Ontology annotation, molecular function: ATP hydrolysis activity; ATP binding. The record is from RefSeq and is a predicted model, not a curated record. NCBI's taxonomy places the organism in Eukaryota, Viridiplantae, Streptophyta, Magnoliopsida, Fabales, Fabaceae.
AACCACCAUAAAAAUAAAAUAAAUAAAACAACAUAUGAGUUUGCUUUUGAUCGCAUCAUCAUCAUCAUCGAGAGAGCGAUUUCUGUUUUCGUGCUAUUGCUUCCCUCUUUCCAUUUCCGUCUCUACAAUAGAAGCUCAUCACCGUCUUCGUUUAUUGCUGUGCUCAAUUUCAACUAAAUAAGAGAAAAGUGCUUGAACGACGAGAGUUGAUUUGAUCGAUGGCUACAGUGGGAGUAGAAGUGAAACAAGCACAGGGUGCACUGGAGGAGAAUUGCUCUGCCAAACCUACCAAAUCGGGCGAGGGUCUCCGCCAGUACUAUUCUCAGCACAUUCAUGAUCUACAACUCCUCCUCCGCCAAAAGACCCAUAACCUCAAUCGUCUCGAGGCUCAGCGUAACGAUCUCAAUUCUAGGGAUUUCUGGAUCUGCCCCUUAUUCAAUUGGAAUAUCUACAGUGAGGAUGCUUCGAGAAGAACUGCAGCUUCUUCAGGAGCCUGGUUCAUAUGUUGGUGAAGUUGUCAAAGUUAUGGGCAAGAGCAAAGUGCUAGUCAAGGUUCAUCCGGAAGGAAAAUAUGUUGUUGAUAUUGAUAAAAAUAUUGACAUUACGAAGCUUACUCCAUCAACUAGAGUUGCACUCCGCAAUGACAGUUAUGUGCUUCAUUUAGUUCUGCCAAGCAAAGUUGAUCCAUUGGUUAAUCUGAUGAAAGUUGAGAAAGUUCCCGAUUCUACGUAUGACAUGAUUGGUGGUCUAGACCAACAAAUCAAAGAAAUAAAGGAAGUCAUUGAGCUACCUAUUAAACAUCCUGAGCUGUUUGAAAGUCUUGGAAUAGCUCAACCAAAGGGUGUCUUGCUCUAUGGGCCACCUGGUACAGGAAAAACAUUGUUGGCUAGGGCAGUGGCACAUCAUACUGAUUGUACAUUCAUCAGGGUGUCUGGUUCUGAAUUAGUUCAGAAAUACAUCGGAGAAGGUUCUAGAAUGGUCAGAGAACUUUUCGUUAUGGCCAGGGAGCAUGCACCAUCAAUUAUCUUCAUGGACGAAAUUGACAGUAUUGGAUCUGCUCGGAUGGAAUCUGGAAGUGGCAAUGGUGAUAGUGAGGUGCAGCGCACUAUGCUUGAACUUCUCAACCAGUUGGAUGGAUUUGAAGCUUCAAAUAAGAUCAAGGUUUUGAUGGCCACAAACCGGAUUGAUAUUCUGGACCAAGCUCUCCUAAGACCUGGACGGAUUGAUCGGAAGAUUGAAUUUCCAAACCCUAAUGAAGAGUCUCGCCUGGAUAUUGUGAAAAUCCAUUCAAGAAGAAUGAAUUUAAUGCGUGGGAUUGAUUUGAAGAAGAUUGCUGAGAAGAUGAAUGGAGCAUCAGGUGCCGAGCUUAAGGCUGUGUGCACAGAAGCUGGAAUGUUUGCUUUGAGAGAGAGGAGGAUACAUGUGGCACAGGAAGAUUUUGAGAUGUCUGUGGCCAAGGUGAUGAAAAAGGAAACAGAUAAAAAUAUGUCAUUGAGGAAAUUGUGGAAAUGAUUUAUAUUCAUGUUUCAGGGGCAAACACCUUAGGGUUUUAUUUAUUUAUAUUCUUCUUGCUUAUUUUGACCUAGUUAUUAUGUAUCAAAUCAUGAUGAUUCUUUGCUUGACUUAAAAUCCAUCAAGUUUUUGUUUUUAAAA